Molecule: messenger RNA, 5270 nt
Organism: Notolabrus celidotus (New Zealand spotty)
Lineage: Eukaryota; Metazoa; Chordata; Actinopteri; Labriformes; Labridae
Gene: ksr1a
Product: kinase suppressor of ras 1a
Exons: 19
Coding region: 224-2911 (895 amino acids)
Biological process (GO): protein phosphorylation
Molecular function (GO): protein kinase activity; ATP binding
Source: RefSeq, a predicted model, not a curated record
AUUGUUCUACAUGACAAUAGGCCAGCCGUGCCGGUAUCACAUGUUUCUUGAAGGCUAUAAAAACUGAUCUGAGGUCUUUUUCCUGUGGUCAGAGGCCAUUAUUAGGGGGGUAUCCCUCACAGGCAGGAUCACACACAGUUGGUCUGGUUACUUCUGCAAUGAUGAUCAUAGCCUCGAACUGCUCACUGGAUUUUAGCUGUUACAUUUGAAUAAGGUGAAGCUGAUGAAAUACAUCUGUAAACAGCUGCAGUGCAAGCAGAAAGUGCCAGAGACAGAGAGGCCCGAGGCCUUGGACAGCUAUCCACAUUUAAAAGACUGGCUACGCACCAUCAACCUGCGACCAGAGCUCAUCGAGGCAGUAGCAGCAAAGUUAUCCCUGGAUGCCUUACUGCAGAUGACAGGUGCUCAGGUGAGGGACACAAUGCGAAGACUAGGUUCCAGUUCAGAGGAAUGUGCCAGGCUCAGUGCUGCCCUCUCCUGUCUGAAGAGUGCAACUGAAUCAGGAGGGGAAAUGAGGGACGAUGGCAAUGCGUGGUUGUCCGAGCCCACAAGGAGGGACAGUGGCUCUCUGCUGACUGCAGAGCAGCUAUCAAACCUGGGGACUCCUCUCCGCGCUCACAGCCCCUCACCUCUUGCCCGCCCAUCCACCAUCCACUCCACCCCAUCCACUCCGUGUGCCACCUUUCCUCAUCCCCGCUCAGGCUCCAUGUCGGCGGCCCCAACGCCUGACGCACUGGCGUCACACAUCCACAGCGAAAGCCCGCUCACAGAUCCGUUCCCGAUGUCCUUCGCUCGCACAGCCCGGCUUCACGGACACACCUCCACCCCACCCAUAACCCCGCCUUCAAAGAGGCGUCACAGACUGAAGCCCCCCUGCACCCCUCCGCCUCCAUCCCGCAAAGUGCUGCAUCUACUGCCCAACAUCACCCUGACGCGCAGCAAAAGCCACGAGUCCCAGCUGGGCAACCGCAUCGAAGACCCUCCCACUAACAAGUGUGUAAAGAAGAAUAAGUUGCUCCUGAAUAUGCAAGUCAAUGGGAACGGGUGUGAGGACUCGCCUUCUCGAUACUCGGCCAUACCUGCACGCACCCCUGGCAAUACCCCAGCGGCCACCCCGUCAUCAUACACCCUGCCUGGCACGCCCACCCUGAUGGAGGAGCAUAGCAGCAUCAAGAAUAAUGUAGCAGUGCAUCGCAGCUCCCCACAAGCAGUGAGGAGGGACAUUGGCCUUGCAGUCACACACAGGUUCUCAACAAAGUCCUGGCUGUCACAGACAUGCCAGGUGUGCCAGAAGAACAUGAUGUUUGGGGUUAAGUGCAAACACUGUCGGUUAAAGUGCCACAACAAAUGCACAAAGGAAGCCCCAUCCUGCAGAAUCUCCUUUCUACCAAUCGCCAAAAUUCGAAGGACUGAGUCUGUUCCAUCAGAUAUAAACAACCCUGUGGACCGGCCGCAAGAGGCACCACAGUUUGGCACACUACCAAAGGCCAUUACGAAAAAGGAUCAUCCUCCAGUGAUGAACCAACUUGACUCUAGCAGCAAUCCGUCCUCCACCACCUCGUCCACACCUUCCUCCCCAGCACCCUUCCAGCAGAGCAACCCACCCAGCGCCACGCCACCACCCAACCCCUCGCCCAAAGGCCAUCGAGACAGCCGCUUCAACUUUCCAGAUGUCUCGAGUCCUGCUCAUUUACACCCUGAUAUCCUGCAAGAUACUGUCAAUGAGACGGAGCAUUUGGCAGAUGACAUACACGCCGAGCUGGUAGAAGACGAGGAUGAGGAGGAGGGAGAGGAGGAAAUUGACGUUGAAGACGAAGACCCUGAAGCAGAGGAUGACAAUGAAGAAGAAGAUGAGGACAACGAAGAUGAAGGAGAUGAAGAGGAUGAUGAAGAGGAUAUAAGAAUGAACGUUGGCUCGGAUGGUGAGCUGGACGGAGAUGAGCUGGAUGAUCUGCCCAGCUCUCGGGGAAACCAGUGGAAGGGCCCCAUCUCCCGCAAGGCCAGCCAGACCAGUGUGUACCUGCAGGAGUGGGACAUCCCCUUUGAGCAGCUGGACCUCGGAGAACUGAUUGGAAAGGGACGCUGGGGCAAAGUGCAUAAGGGCCGGUGGCACGGGGAGGUCGCUAUCAGGCUGCUUGAAAUCGAUGGGAACAAUCAGGAUCACCUGAAGCUCUUUAAAAAGGAGGUGAUGAACUACAGACAGACCAGGCAUGAGAAUGUGGUCCUCUUCAUGGGGGCCUGCAUGGCUCCACCGCACCUCGCCAUCAUCACCAGCUUCUGUAAAGGGAGGACGCUGUAUUCAGUGGUUAGAGACACUAAGAACACUUUGGACAUUAAUAAGACAAGACAAAUUGCUCAGGAGAUUGUAAAGGGAAUGGGCUACCUGCAUGCCAAAGGCAUCGUUCACAAAGACUUGAAGUCCAAGAACGUUUUCCAUGACACCAAUAAAGUGGUGAUUACAGACUUCGGGCUGUUUGGGAUCUCUGGAGUUGUUCAAGAAGGGAGGCGUGAGAACAAACUAAAACUUCCACAUGGCUGGAUCUGCUAUCUGGCACCAGAGAUUGUGCGCAGGAUGAGCCCAGGUAACAAUGAGGACCGCCUUCCCUUUUCAACUUCAGCAGAUGUUUACGCAUUCGGCACCAUUUGGUAUGAACUCCAAGCUAGAGACUGGCCGAUUACCAACCAGCAUGUGGAAGCGACCAUCUGGCAGGUGGGGAGUGGAGAGGGCAUAAAGAAGGUCUUGGCGGAGAUCAGCCUCGGCAAGGAGGUCACGGAGAUCCUGACUGCCUGCUGGGCGUAUGACCUGAGAGAGAGGCCCACCUUCACCCAGCUGGCAGACAUGCUGGAGAAGCUGCCCAAACUCAACCGCAGGCUGUCCCACCCCGGACAUUUCUGGAAGUCUGCAGAGUAGGUAUCCAUGGAGGAAGGACAAUGUGAAGACACUGGAUGUGUGAAAACAAACAAAGAAAAGACUUUAACUCUUUAUCUUCAGGGUCUUUGUGGUACUUUGGUUUGUCAGUAAUCAGACCGAGGUAUAACUUUGGAUUUAAGAUAAAUAGGUCUGAAGUUUUUCAUCAUUUCUUUUCAUCAUCAAACAUGACCCAAAUACAUUCUGUCACCAUAGUCAUUCCCAGUUCUGCAUAACUUUUUCUUUAAUGAAAAGUGAACUGUGUUUUUUUUUCUUUUUAACGUGUAAAUGUGAAUGUGUUACGUUUUAUUUAUUUAUUCCACACUAAAGCUAACAUCACAUAACUGAACUUUUCACAGACAUCAGUAUCACAGACUUUCACACAUCAUGGUUGGGUAGUUAGUUUGCUGCUUCAGAUCCACACAAGUAUCAAGUUUGUGUCCCCAAGCAUACGUACGCGAAACAACAGCAAUUUAAGGGAAAAUAAUAGGUGGGAAAGAAUCGUAUAAUCACAAAGUGAAAUAAUUUAUUUGUACUGAAGACAUUGCUAAAUAUUGAGAUUAAGUUUGUAGAGUCAUUGAGAGCUUACAUUUUAGUUUACAUGCUGACAUUUCCAUCACUGUGUGGUAACUGCGCAAAAAUUGAUUUCAUCCUCUCUUCACCUGGAGCAGUUUUCCACUCCUUCCUGCUACAAGCCAUCUCCACUCACAACUUCAUUCUCACACCACGUUUUCUGCUUCUCUUUCUGCUUCCUGCUCAUGAUUUGCUUUUCACAGACUUUUGCGAUCUCAAGCAACUAUUUUAUUUUUCAACUUAAACCCAGUGGUAAAGAUCUCAGCGCCAAGUUCCAUAUAUUUUAUUGAUUCUACUGUACAUUAAAUGUAGAAUCUGUACUCAGGGGUUUGGAAUUUUAAACACAGGAAGUGUUCUGGUUUCUGUUUGGUCAAGUUUACUUAGACCACAAAUGUAGUACAAUCUUGAUUCAGGAGGAUUUGGUGUAUGCAGGAAAAACUAAAUACUGAAAAAAUAUUUUGAACUAUUUUUUUUAUUUUAUUUUUUAACUUUGAAAUGGUUCAAUUUGACAUAACAGGAGCGUUAAAAGAUUUCUCCUCACCUUGAUAUAGAUCUGACAAAGUUUGCAUCUUUACAAUGGUUUUGUUAUUUUAGCUUACCUCAGAGCUGUAAAUUGUGGGGUACAUCACAAGAAAAAUAGGUUUCUCUUUUGGGUUUGUACGUUGGAAAUAAGCUAGAGUAAAGCAUCUGUGACUCUUCUGUUGAAGUGAGACCUACUCGUAGUUGAAACAGAUGAACAGGCCUUUUCCUGGAGAAUGAAUUGGACUGAAAAAUGACAGGUUUUACUUUGCAGAUGUUAGCAUAGCACAGAAAAGGAUGAUAGAUGAUUACGAAUGGUUAUAGAGAGUUAUUCCUAUAAAACAAAAUAAGGAGAAGGAUGCAAAUAUGUAUACUUCAAAGUAAAUGAAAUGAGUCAAAGAGAUCUUAGUAAAAUAGAGUGAUAAAAUGAAUCAUGAAAUAGCUUGUCUGCACUCAAGCUGACCUGUCUCUAUGCAGUGUGUGGCCUCUAACUGAUCUAUGUUUGUAAUAUCUUGCUGCUUUCUCCACUAUAAAGCUGUUCUACUUUCACUAACCGUCUAACAUUUGUGUUUUCCUUUUGCUCUCUUCCCUCUUUUCUUUGUCUCUUUUUCUAAUCUAGGUUGUAGCAGUCACUCUGAAUCAUAAGCAAUGCAAAACAAAGCCUGGGUCUGCCUUGCAUGCUCCUGUAUCCUUAACUCUUACAGGAUUGAUCAAAGCAUUGCCUCUGCCUGCAACAGACACUGCUUCAACUAAUCACCAGUCUGAUCUUCCAUGUCUAACUGUUGCGUGUUUCUUGUUGGAAAGAGAGAGGAAGAAUCGGAGGAGUGAGGCUUUCCCACCUUUAAUAUCUCUUUGCCUUCCUUUUUUUGGUUUUGUUCUGUGAUGUGUGUGGGACUCUGAGGCUUGUGGAGAGACUGCCUGCUCACCUUCUCUGUGCUGCUGUGAUGUAGCUGUUCACGCCAGUGCGCGAACCACACGGCUCCUUUUUCUCUCUGAAACACACACACACAUGCACACACAGAAACAUGCACACAUGCACUGCUGGACAUAAAAUAGACUCCCCCUUUUCAAAUGGACCACUUCAUUUAUCCGUGUUUCCCCCUGAGGGGCUGACACACGUUUGACAGGCUGCUUGAGUGAUGUUCUCAAACCAACUGCCUCUGUGCUCCUCUCUCUCUUUCUCUCUCUCCCUCCUUCUGUUUUAAUGUGUGUGAGAUGACAUGUGCGUACCAGCCCAUGUCUAGACACAAUAUGCACUUUUCCAUCUUUU